GUGGUGAGUGAUCGCUGCAGAAAGUGGAGAGGGGAGGGGAAUAUGUGCCCUGUAGUGGAACUCUUGCAGUUCUUCUCUCACAUUUUGGACUGGGUCAGGAGUUAGCUUUUGCACUGCAGUGCUUGUAAAUCCUUGCGAUUCUCCGUUGUCCCAAUGGAUUGGAGCUGAUCGACUACCUUCACAGCUGAGACUGACAGCUUUUGGUAGAAUGAUUACAUGUUAUAGUUCUUCUGUCUUUAUAUAAACUGCUCAAUCUCAGCAAUAAUAUUAAAGCACAGUCUUCAGAAAGAAUUUUAAAUUACUUUGUAUAUAUUAAGAAGUUUCCUGUUGCUACCUACAUGAUAAUAUCUUGUGGUUACCUUCCAUUUCAAAAAGCUAUCAGUCACACUGAAUGCCUGCAAGCUGACUGGGCUGGGAAAUUUCAAACAUUUACUCUCUUCUUAGUGAAAAGGUCUUCGUCACUCGCUCCUAAGUGACUGUCAUCUCCUUGGAUUUAGGUCUCUCUUUUCAGAAUAUACAUCAAGGCUCAUAGAUUGUUAAAACCUAAUGGAAAAAUGUUACCGUGUGGUCUCUGCCUGCUCCUUUAAACUGAAUGGGAUGGGUGUCAUGCAGAUGGAUUGCUUCCGUAAGGGUCAUAAAACUGAACCAGAGGAAAACCGUCGUAGUCAAAGACGCUACACCCCCAGGCGUCCAAAGGUCAAUGGUUGGAGUUGGCCACCCCAUCCCUAUCAGAUACUAUCUUGGAUCGCCGACUUGUACUUCCUUAUCGUUGUAGUGGGUAUACUUAUCCCUCUUCUUCCAUCAAGAUGGGUACCUGCUGGCUACAUUUGGUUUGGUAGUGCUUUUAUUUGGCACGUAGCUUUUCAGGUGACUGCAACCACCAUCGACCCAGCUGAGGAUAGCGUUCGGGCCAAGGGAUAUAAAAGAUUACCCCCGGUGUACAAAGGCAAACCACUUAAAUCUGGUCUCCAUAAGCGCUACUGCCCGCUUUGUGAAGUUAAGGUGUGUCGUAAUUCCCACCACUGCAAUAGAUGCAAGAAGUGUGUAGGUAAUUUUGAUCAUCACUGUAAAUGGCUCAACAAUUGUGUAGGAGGCAGAAAUUACCGGUACUUCCUGAGCUGUGUUAUCUCUGCUGUCCUUGGUUGUCUGAUAAUUAUCACCAUUUCAGGCUUUGUCUUUGUUGGAUUCUUUUUAAAUCCAAAACUGCUUCGAAGCAACCCAAAAUUCGGAUUUGUAAAUGACACAAAUACCUGGCUUGUAUUUCUGCCAUAUUUUUCCAUUCAUACAAAUGCAACUACUAUUCUUGUUCUCGCUGUGGUGACUAUUGGACUAAGUGUGACUGCACUGAUAGUUUUGUGCGAUCUUCUGUUCUUCCACUUCUACAUCAUGUGGAAACAAAUAAGCACUUAUGAAUAUAUACUUUUCCGCCGUGAGCAGCGAGUGUCGAAAGUCUCACCACAAAAUGAUCAUGACAUAGAAGCUUUACAUUGGAAAUCUAAUCAGAAUACUAAUAAUGCGGCAUCUCAUCAAAAGGGUAAUACUCACGUUCACUUUGAGAGCACCUCAACAGAUGGGUCAACAUCAGAGUAUCGCCGGGACACUGUCAUGAUAGAGGAUGAAACUUUCCCAACAGUUGCUUCUAAUUGUAAUCAAGACAGAAGAAAGAAGAUUUCACAGUUGAAGGAAAAACGAAGACAUAAAAUGUCUGCAAGUAGAUUUAAACGCAAUGCUGCAAUCAGGACCACUAAAAGACCAUUUCGACCUUCUCAACUACCACCAGCUCUUGCUGCUGCUAUUCGGAGUUCAGUGCACUCUCUCCAAUCCUUCCCAUCGAUAGAUUAUCUGUCUGCUUUAUCAGUGAGCACUGUCCAUUCCGUGCGGGCUGCAGGACCUCCAGCUGAGUACCGUUCAGAUUCUGCAGAGUCUGGAUGAAAUCCCGGUGGUCCAGACAAGACUCGGCAGUGCAGCAGUGGCCAUGCAGACCAGCACAAACUUCCACAGCACAGAAAAAUUUUGGAAAUUCUCUGCAGACUGCUAUUUCUAAAGAGCACUACAACAAAAGACCAGAUCAGCCAACUAAAGCAAAAAAUCGGAAGGCUUGGAUCCAGGCAUUGAACAGUUUUCCAGCAUUUAAGGCCAUUUCUUAAAUGGAACUGCUUCUCAGGGACUGGUUCAGUGUGAUGAUUUUUAAGUAUCACAUCAGUUUUUUUACAUUCUGUUUACCCUCCAUUAACAAAUUGUUGAUUGUGACAAUCUGAGGGGGAGAAAACAUCAUUUAACAGCUUCUUUUAAACACUUUCCUAAAACCACAGCAUUUAUUUUGUGUGGCCUUGGCAAUCUUUUAAUGGCAAUGUGACAUUGCUCUUGUUUUAUUGAAAUUUUAUUUCUAUGUUAUUUAAUAGUUAAACUCUUAAGUGUCAAAAGUAUUAUAGAUACAAUUUUAAUUUUUUUAAGACAACAACAUUGUUUCUGUACGAAAAUAAAUUAUUUUAAAGUAUA
Molecule: messenger RNA, 2499 nt
Organism: Hypanus sabinus (Atlantic stingray)
Lineage: Eukaryota; Metazoa; Chordata; Chondrichthyes; Myliobatiformes; Dasyatidae
Product: palmitoyltransferase ZDHHC1-like
Exons: 11
Coding region: 547-1932 (461 amino acids)
Biological process (GO): peptidyl-L-cysteine S-palmitoylation; protein targeting to membrane
Cellular component (GO): Golgi apparatus; endoplasmic reticulum
Molecular function (GO): protein-cysteine S-palmitoyltransferase activity
Source: RefSeq, a predicted model, not a curated record